Ricinus communis (castor bean) is the source of this 1353-nucleotide messenger RNA. RefSeq names its product polyadenylate-binding protein 1. The coding region runs from base 188 to 880 and encodes 230 amino acids. Gene Ontology annotation, molecular function: RNA binding. NCBI's taxonomy places the organism in Eukaryota, Viridiplantae, Streptophyta, Magnoliopsida, Malpighiales, Euphorbiaceae. The transcript is spliced from 6 exons. The record is from RefSeq and is a predicted model, not a curated record.
CUUUUCUCUCCCGAUCCACCGAAUCGAUUCGGGCACGGGAUACCACAAUUCACAAAUUCACAAACAUGACCUCCCAAUCCCUAGCUUAGUUUUAGGUUCUUUCUUUUUUAAUCAAUUCAAAUCAAAUCAAAAACCCCAAAACCUCAAAAAUUUUAGUGCGGGUGGAGAUAUAGAAAAAGGAAAUAAUAUGGAUCAGCACGAGCAUGAAGAGCAAGAGCAUGAGGUGUAUGGCAGUGAGAUUCCCGAUGAGGGAGAGAUGGAUGCUGAUAUCGACAUGUCUUCUAGACCUGAGGAAGAAGAAGAAGAAGUAGAAGAAGAAUAUGACGAACAAAACCCUAACUCUAAGGAUUUGGAGGACAUGAAGAAGAGACUUAAAGAGAUUGAAGAAGAAGCCGGCGCACUCCGUGAAAUGCAGGCUAAAGUUGAGAAGGAGAUGGGAGCUGUUCAAGAUUCCUCAAGUGGUUCAGCAACGCAAGCUGAGAAGGAGGAGGUGGAUUCGCGAUCUAUAUACGUUGGUAAUGUAGACUAUGCCUGUACUCCUGAAGAAGUUCAGCAGCAUUUUCAAUCAUGUGGAACUGUAAACAGAGUGACAAUUUUGACUGACAAGUUUGGUCAACCAAAGGGUUUUGCAUAUGUUGAAUUUGUAGAGGUUGAUGCUGUUCAAAAUGCUCUUUUGUUGAAUGAAUCGGAAUUGCAUGGCCGUCAGUUAAAGGUCUCUGCUAAGCGUACCAAUAUUCCUGGAAUGAAGCAGUAUCGAGGAAGGCGUCCCAACCCUUAUUCUGGGUUCAGAUCCCGAAGGCCAUUUAUGCCUGCUCCUUUCUUUCCCCCAUAUGGGAGGGUUCCAAGGUUCAGGAGACCCAUGCGUUACAGGCCAUACUAGUGAUCAGCGGCCAUUUCCGGAGGGCCUUCAUGGAUUCUGAUGUUCAGUAUUACUAUUGUGGUUGUAUGAAGGGAUAGGAAGACCUGUAUCAUCAUUUGCACGGCCAAGGCCGGUCUGAUUUAUCCAAUUGAUAGCUUGCGGGAGCUAUAGGUUCCUGGACAUCAAACAAAUCUUGCAUUUACUCGCAUUAAAGAGCACAAAGCUUUAAGGGGCGCUAGAUGUGCAAAUGUUGUGUUUUUUUUUUUUUUUUUCCUUUUCUGUUUUUUCUGUAGUUAUUUAUGAAUUCACGGUCUAAGAUUUUAAGUUUCUCGUUGAGGUUAAGAUGAAACUUUGAGUAAUUCAUACUCGGCUUUGCCUAUGCAAUGCCUUCUUUAAUUCAGAAAUCAUAGGGGAUUGUUGUUCUACAGUUUUAGAAGGGGCUUGUGGGAAUCUGUCUUUCAAAUUUGAUAUUAAUUAAUGGCUAAUUGACAUCA